Spirodela intermedia is the source of this 1199-nucleotide messenger RNA. Lineage: Eukaryota; Viridiplantae; Streptophyta; Magnoliopsida; Alismatales; Araceae. The record is from the annotation of a GenBank genome assembly.
AUGUUAAUAUCUCAUGUUGACGGUAAUCUUCAGGGUGAGCAUGCCAUCGCUUAAGAAUUUCAAGGGGUGGAGAUAAUUCGAGGAAAUUAACUGGCGUUUAUUCAGAUUUGUCCCCCACAGUGAGUGAACGUGGGUCUUGCUGAAAAAGUCAACUUGCGAUUAUUUAUUUAUAUUAUAGUGCUUGAAAAAAUCAGGGAGACUCAUAAUUGUGUGGCCGUAAGGAGAGGGAAUACGAAAUUUAUUGGAAAUUGCUAGAUUUUGUGUAGAAUCUAUCCAAGUAACGAGUAACCAAAUGUGGGCCGCGGAACGAAAACAAAAGACCAUCGAUACACUGGGGGCCCAAGAGCAUCAUCAUUGCGAAUCUUGUACACGAUCGAACGCAUAAUAACUAGUAACACAUUGGGUCAGAAUACCCAGAAUAGCCCUCAUGAGAGGAGUGGAGAGAGAGAGUCUCUCUCUCUCACUCUUUCAUCCAAACGUAGGCCAUCCGUCCCUGCCAGCCGCCUUCUCCUUCGCCUUUGCUUACACACCCAUGAUUGUUAUGGCAGAUUGGUUUAAUAUGAGAGAGAGAGAGAGAGAGAGAGAGAGAGAGAGAUGGGGUUACGGAAUCUACCAUUCAGACCUCUCUCUCUCUCUCCCUCUCCCUCUGCCCCCGCCCCCCCCCCCCGCCCCCCCCGGCCUUUACACAUGCAUGCGCCCGUCUUUUCGACUAUAAAUGUUGCACUACAACACAUCCCCUCUCCCCCCUUUCUAUUCUCUCUCUCCAGCCUCCAGAUUUGUUCCUUGUAGUUUAGAUUGCUCAAGGGAUCGCGUCUUGCUCCUUUUCUCCCUCUUCGUCUUCCUCUCAGGGUCAGCUUCUUCGCGACUUUCCUUGACAGGUGAGAGAAACCCCGGAAGAACCCUUCAGCCGGGUGCAGUAUGUUUAUAUACGAUGUACAUGGAUUAUCAACCUCUUCGCCUUGUGCUUCUUCUUCGCAGAGUAGAUCCGAUGGAGAGGCUCAACUAAUCUCAACCUGCAGAACUGCUAUAUCAUCAAGGAGAACGAGAGGCUGAGGAAGAAGGCGGCGCUCCUGAACCAGGAGAACGAGACCCUCCUCUCCGAGCUGAACCAGAGCCUGGCCAAGGCCAAGCCCCAGAGCAAGGGCAACGUCCGCAGCCCCCCCGCCGCCACCGCCGGGACCGGGAGAGACCAGCCCUGA